Messenger RNA from Corticium candelabrum, 904 nucleotides. RefSeq lists its product as uncharacterized. The transcript has 3 exons. The record is from RefSeq and is a predicted model, not a curated record. Lineage: Eukaryota; Metazoa; Porifera; Homoscleromorpha; Homosclerophorida; Plakinidae. The coding region runs from base 38 to 904 and encodes 288 amino acids.
ACCAGAAUGCCCGUAUUAGCUGUUCUCUCACCAGUUUAUGCGUCUGUCGUUCUCCAGACGAGUGAUCUCAUUUGUAUAUCGAGAAAGCAUGUCAAAAAAGGUUGAUUUGAAGUCGUCAAAAGCGUCCACGGUUUCAAAGAAAACUAAGACACCCGAAAGGCGUAGACACGCGGAGCAAUACGCGACUGGGUCUGGAAAACAAACAGGAAGUACACCUGACUCGGCUAGCGCGCGUUACCAAACGCACGGUGUUGAGGAAGGAAGGGCCGGAGGCGUGAUCGGCGACUCGGUGAGUUGCAGAGCGUUCGAUAUCCCGCCGUCUGUCGUGUUGAGGAGAGCACAGUUGAAAGAGGUUGGAGUAAAAGUUGGAGGUGAUGUGAUGAUGUCUGUUGGCGGCUCAAAGGAGGAAAGUCGGAGUGAGUUAGAAAACAUGGCAGACGAAGUUGAUUCCAUUGAUCUCGACUCUUCUACACACACAGUGCAGCCUGUCCCACUUGUUCCCAUGUCAUUACCAUCCACACAAUUUCGGUCAAUAGAACCAUCUCCCAGCUCUAUCGUCAGCUCUUCUCCUCAGACACAGCAAGAUACUUCAAUCAGGCACCAAAGGAAAAGGAAGGCAGCGAAACAAAGAGAAAGGCAAAGAAAACAGAAAGUGACAGAAGAGGAGAAACUGAAAAGUGAAGGAAGGGGAAACAUUGAAAGUGGGGCAGAAGCAACUGUUGCUAUGGAAUUGGAAGUAGAUGUUGUAGUGAAGGCAGGAGAUGUCGCUGAAGAGGUGGCAAUUGAAAACAUCGACAAGGUUGUGGAGAAAGUGGAAAGUGGAGGAGAUAUGCCGUCAUUCCUAGCUGCUAUUUCAUUGGAAACGGAGGAAAGAGGUGACGUGAUGUGUGGACCACCUGCCUGA